AUGCAUACAGGAUCUGAAUCAGGCUCAUCGGCAGACGUAGCGGGUUUACCUGGUGACCGAGUACUUGCUCUCAGUCCAGCAAUACAGGAUAUGAUGCAGCAGGUAGGCGUAAUGCAUUCCGCCUGCUAUGAAGAAGGCAGAGCCAAUGAACACGCGUUCGUGAUUUGCAUCGGAAGGGCUGAUUGCGCCAACGCUAAGGCACAGGGGAAAACCCGGCUUAUUUCUGCUCCCCAUGUCCUGGACUCUCCAGAGGGGAAACGAAAGGUGUUGGAGGUAACACAUGCAGUUCUAUCCCAUGUGGCUAGGCUGGAGCAGACCAGCAACCUGAAGGUUUUAGUGGAGAAGAUUAGCGCCUUGGGUUUGGCCUGUGACGACUUCCUGAUUGCGGCACCCCACUGA
Messenger RNA from Cyclospora cayetanensis, 399 nucleotides. RefSeq lists its product as uncharacterized. Bases 1 to 399 code for a protein of 132 amino acids. The record is from RefSeq and is a predicted model, not a curated record. The transcript is spliced from 3 exons. NCBI's taxonomy places the organism in Eukaryota, Apicomplexa, Conoidasida, Eucoccidiorida, Eimeriidae.